Molecule: messenger RNA, 1373 nt
Organism: Alnus glutinosa
Lineage: Eukaryota; Viridiplantae; Streptophyta; Magnoliopsida; Fagales; Betulaceae
Product: ribosome-binding factor PSRP1, chloroplastic
Exons: 5
Coding region: 129-1079 (316 amino acids)
Biological process (GO): negative regulation of translational elongation; primary metabolic process
Cellular component (GO): cytosolic small ribosomal subunit
Molecular function (GO): ribosomal small subunit binding
Source: RefSeq, a predicted model, not a curated record
CUGUGACACAAUCCAUAUCCAGUUCCUUCUCUUUUUUCUUGACUAAAAAUCUCUCAAAACCCCACACUUUCUCGUGCUUCCUCUCUCGCUUUCCUUCCAUACAAGCACUCUCCCGAGUCCCAACUUCAAUGGCCAGUCUAGUAUGCUCCUCGCAACCUGCUCUUCACCAACCCCAUAUAUCUUCUUUAUCACCAUCUUCUUCUUCUUUGCCUACAGUGUCUCUCCGUAGUUCCACCACCUUCUCCACCAAGUCCAGAAAGUCACUGGCUUUCACAUUUUCAUUCUAUAAAUCCAGUUUCUUGGAGAACCUCAAACCCAUUUCGCUAACGCCCAGAAGAAGCCACGGCAAUGGCAAUUCACUCUCUACCAGAAUGUCGUGGGACGGUCCGCUUUCUUCCGUGAAACUGAUCAUACAGGGAAAAAAUUUGGAGUUAAGUGAGACUGUCAAGAGGCAUGUGGAAGAGAAAAUCGGGAAGGCAGUUACUAAGCACAGUCAUUUGGUAAUGGAAGUGGAUGUCAGGCUGUCAGUUCGGGGUGGAGAGUUUGGGAAAGGCCAGAGAAUUCGGCGGUGUGAGGUUACUUUGUAUUCAAAGAAGCAUGGAGUGAUUCGGGCAGAGGAAGAUUCUGAGACAGUCUAUGGGAGUAUAGAUUUGGUGUCUUCAAUUAUACAAAGGAAGCUGAGGAAGAUUAAAGAGAAGGAGUCAGACCAUGGGCGGCACAUGAAGGGGUUUGACAGAUUGAAAGUUAGGGAGCCCAUGGUACAAGCAGUGGAGGAAAAGGCAGAUGAAAAUGAGGAAGAUGCAUUGCCUCAAGAUGAGGAUAACGAAAUUAUUAAUGAGAUUGUCCGUACGAAAUACUUUGACAUGCCACCUUUAACUGUCUCUGAAGCAAUUGAGCAGCUGGAAAACGUUGAUCACGACUUCUAUGCUUUCCGAAACGAAGAAACUGCUGAGAUUAAUAUCUUAUACAAAAGAAAAGCUGGAGGAUAUGGCUGUAUUAUACCUAAAGGAAAUGGAAAAGCUGAGAAAUUAGAGCCUAUGGUGGUAGAAGCAGCUAAAGAACCCUCCUUGAUAGACUAAAUGUGAAGCAGUGGAAGAUCCUUUUCUGAGAUAAUUUGAGUAGCUAUGUCUCAAACUAAUGGCCAUGAUGUACUUUGGGGCCAGGGCAUGCUGAGAAAUUCCUGAUUUAGAGUUUUGAGGUCAAAAGAUGAAUUUUUUUUAAGACGAAUGAACAUGUUUUCUGAGGUGAUUAGUUAUUGUAAAAUGAGAUGCAUCAUGUAGUUUACAAUACAUAGGGACCGAAUUUAACAACUUGUAAUUACCAUGAAUCUGUAUAUGAAUGAGCUACCUCAGAUAUCUCCCUUUCUUUCCUUA